Messenger RNA from Opisthorchis viverrini, 394 nucleotides. RefSeq lists its product as hypothetical. The record is from RefSeq and is a predicted model, not a curated record. NCBI's taxonomy places the organism in Eukaryota, Metazoa, Platyhelminthes, Trematoda, Opisthorchiida, Opisthorchiidae. The transcript is spliced from 3 exons. The annotation marks the transcript as partial. Gene Ontology annotation, molecular function: transcription coregulator activity. Gene Ontology annotation, cellular component: nucleus; Z disc.
AUGUCUGGAAUGUGCGCAAAAUGUGCUCAACCUUUCGUAUCCGGUAGUAUUCUCACAGCUUUGGACCGCAAAUGGCAUCCGGACUGUUUUCUUUGCACCAUCUGCAGAGGAAAGCUAGCCAACCAGUCGUUCCAUGUUAAAGAUGAUAGUCCAUACUGCACCAGAUGCUGGAAGGAAAAUUUCCAACCAAGAUGCGCCACGUGCAAACAGAUUAUCGAUCCUUCGGAACAGUACAUGACCUACAACGAUAAUGCUUACCAUAAAGGCUGUUUUACGUGUGCCGCCUGUCAUCAAAGUUUGGCCGGAAAACAAUUCUGCAUCAAGGACAAUGGGUACUACUGUCCUGAACAUAUCUCUCUGUCUACCAUUUCGGACAGUCAAGAAAUUUACCUAG